AUCAUACAAGUAUUCAAAGAUCAAACCAAAACCGGAAUUCAGAAAUGUUGCAGAGGGCAGCAAGCAAUGCAUAUUCUUGGUGGUAUGCAAGUCAUGUUAGGACUAAACAAUCCAAAUGGCUGGAACAAAGCCUUCAAGAUAUGGGAGAAAAGGUGGAUGUUGUGCUUAAACUCAUUGAAGAAGAUGGAGACUCUUUUGCUAAGAGAGCGGAAAUGUACUACAAAAAACGGCCAGAGUUGAUAAGCUUUGUGGAGGAAUCCUACCGAGCUUACAGAUCCUUAGCAGAAAGAUAUGACCACCUUUCGAAAGAGCUACAGAAUGCAAACACCACACUCGCGUCUGCAUUCCCAGAUCAGUACCAAUUACCUAUGGAUGAUGAUGAUGAUUAUAGUUCCUCAAAAAUCCCUAGGAAAUUCCAAGACAGAGUAUCCAACCCAAACAUCCCACAAGCACCAUCAAAAUUCCCUUCCAAAAAUAUUAAGGCUAUCAUUGCAUUAACAUCCAAGUUGAAGAACUCUGCUCCUGCUAGGAAUAUGCCUAAAUCAGGAGCUAAUGCCAACAGAUUUCCGAAAUCUGGUCUCACAAUAACUGAAGCCAUUAACGAGAUUGACAAGCUUCAGAAGCAGAUUCUGACUCUUCAAACAGAGAAGGAAUUUGCAAAGAGUUCUUAUGAAAACGGGUAUGCUAAAUACUGGGAAAUUGAGGAGCAGAUAAGUGCAACACAGGAAAAAGUCUCAAAGUUACAAGAUGAAUUUGAAGUAGCUCAAGUUAUCGAGGAUGAUGAAGCUCGGACUUUAAUGGCUGAAGCGGCUAUUAAAUCAUGUAACGACACCUUGACUCGGCUGCAGGAAAAGCAGGAGAGGACUGCAGUUGAAGCAAAAGAAGAGCACCAGAGGAUUAAGGAUGCUCGUGACAAGUUAAAGUCUCUCAAGGGUGAGUUCCUUGGAAACCAAACUGAUGCUUCUGAAAACAGAAAUCCCUUGAAAGCAGAAGAAGACCGGGCUAGCAUUGAUGAUGAAGCAGCAGCUGGUUUCAGAGAAGACAAAACUAGCUUAGAUAACGAAGCAGCAGGUGGUUUCAAAGAAUCGAAGGAUCUAGAAAUCAUUCGGGAAAAGAUUAAGGAACACUUUGAUGUAGGUGAAACUGCACCACUUACAGUGCUAGAAAUGGCUGAAAAGAUCGAUGAGCUUGUGAAUAAAGUAAUCAACCUUGAAUCUUCAAUGUCUUCUCAGACUGCUCUAAUACACAGACUAAGGUCAGAGACUGAUGAGCUACAGUCGCAGAUUAAGAGCCUUGAAGAUGAUAAAGCAAACCUGAUUGCUGGGAAAACCACUUUGAGUGACAAGCUAAGGUCAGAGACUGAUGAGCUACAGUCACAGAUUAAGAUCCUUGAAAAUGACAAAGCAAACCUGAUAGCUGGUAAAACCAGUUUGAGUGACAAACUAAGGUCAGAGACUGACGAGUUACAGUUGCAGAUUAAGAACCUUGAAGAUGACAAAGCAAACCUGAUUGCUGGGAAAACCACUUUGAGUGACAAGCUGGGUCAGAUGGAGAAUAAGUUGAGAGGACUUCAGGAUCUAAAUGGCAGAUUUGAUGAUCAAAAUAACAGCCUAGAAAGUCAUUUUACUGAAACACGCUCUCAUCUUGAUAUCAUCUCGAAAUCACAUGAGGUAAAACCAGAUGAAGGUGAGGGAGAGGAAUCAAUUAAGUCCAUAGAAAGUAAAGAGUCCACAGAAAACUUGAAUGUGGAGAAAGAGUCGAGUAAUAUAAGUACCUCCAAUCUUACUCAAGAUGGAGAGCAAGUCGGUAAAACUGGUAUACUAGAGACAAAGGAUGAGUCCUCAGUUUCUUCCAAGACAGAUGAUAUACAGCAAAAGGAAUCUAACCCAAGCACCAUUCAUAGUGAUCAACCACAAGAAACUUCAAACAAGGAAGAAGAGGUAGAAAUUAACGCUCAGGCAACUCAAAUGCAGCAGCCUGCCAUUCAGCCAACAGAUUCUCCAAGUACUCCUCAAGGGGUUGAACCAAGAGAAUUGGUGAGCAUGCCGAAAGAUGAGCCAAAUGAACCUCUAUUGGAGCAACCAUCAGAAGAGAUAAGAAAAGAAGAAGAUGAGCCAGAUUGGCACAAGUUAUUCACCACUGGUUUAGAGGGAAAGGAAAAAGUUCUUUUAGCAGAAUACACCGUCACUCUUCGAAACUACAAGGAAAUCAAGAAGAAGCUUUGCGAAGUAGAGAAGAAAAAUGAACAUAAUUUCUCAGAGAUGAAGAGUUCUCUUGCUACAAAGGAUGAAGAGAUCUACUCGUUACGUCAGAAAUUGAGUGUUCUACAAAGAAGGUUGGAGGAACAUAAUAGUUCAAAAGGGAAAUACGUGGAGCCUGCUGAAGAGCCAUCACCUCUCUUUGAAGAUGAGGAUGAUAUAAAGGUUAUAGUUCGUAGUGAAGAACAAGAGAUCUCACCAGUUGAACAGAAACUACGGACAGAAAUGGAUCAGAUUCUUGAGGAAAAUCUGGAUUUCUGGAUGAGGUUCAGUGCUUCAUUUGGGCAAAUCCAAAAGUUCCAGAACGGAGUUCAAGAUUUGCAGGACGAAUUAGCAAAACUUGAGAAGAAACACGAAAAGAAAGAAGGGAGUAGCCACGGGGAUAUUCACUCGUCUCUGAAAUCAGAAGUCAGGCCAAUAUACAAGCACCUGAGGGAGAUACAGACAGAGUUAACUGUCUGGUUGGAGCAAAGUGAAAGUCUGAAAGAAGAGCUACAGAGAAGAUUUUCACAGUUGUGCCACAUUCAAGAAGAAAUAAAGCAUGCUCUAAGUGAUGGUGCCGAAGAUGAUGACAUGAAAUUUACCAGUUUUCAAGCUGCAAAAUUCCAAGGAGAGGUAGCAAAUAUGCAACAAGAGAAUAACAAGGUUGCUGAUGAACUGCAAGCCGGUAUGGAUUAUAUAACCAGUCUCCAACUUGAAAUAGAGCGUACCAUAACCAGGUUGAAUGAAGAGCUAGGGUUUUCAACCUCACGAAAUCCAAGUGGAAAUGAGAGGUCUGGAAACAGGGCUCGAGUGCCAUUAAGAUCAUUUAUUUUUGGGGUUAAACCACAGAAGAAAAAGCAAUCAAUAUUUUCCUGCAUGCACCCAGGAAUGAUGAAUCGAAGAUACCAUCACCUAAGAGCUGAUAAGUCGCCUUAGAAUUACAAAGAUAUUCUUUGUUCACCAUAUACAGUUUAUUGACAGAAUUGUAUUUAUGUUUUGUGUUUGUGAUGAUACUAGAUGGAGGUUAUAGGAUCAUCUGUUCAAUUUUUUUGCAGCUUUGAGGAGAGAUCCUUUGGUUUGUGUACAAUAGUCAUUAGGUGUCUUGUUUAUAAUGUCACGAAAGGCAUUCUUUAGUUAUAA
Molecule: messenger RNA, 3380 nt
Organism: Spinacia oleracea (spinach)
Lineage: Eukaryota; Viridiplantae; Streptophyta; Magnoliopsida; Caryophyllales; Amaranthaceae
Product: protein NETWORKED 2D
Exons: 2
Coding region: 45-3176 (1043 amino acids)
Molecular function (GO): actin binding
Source: RefSeq, a predicted model, not a curated record